AGCUGUGAAGAGGCUUCAGUACCAGUUUUAAAUGGAGUCUUCCUUGGAGUAAAACAGAAAAUUAAAACAAUUUUAAGGAGAUAAUCCAAGCUUGUCUGAUGUUGUCCUUGGUCCCAACAUGUCACAGCAGAACAAUUGUGAGUUACUCAGUGAUUUCAUGAAGAAACGCUCUCAAAACAAAAAGACCAUUACCAGACAAUGCUACAAGAACCGGUGGUUUGUGAUUGACAGCAAUUUUCUGUCUUACUAUGAUGGUACUCCAAUGAAAAGGGGUACCAAGAAAGGUGUAAUAAGUUUGGAAAAAAUUCAUGUUGUCGAAGAAGUGGAGAAUCUUUCUUUGGACCAACUUAUAAAUGUCCUCCAGGUAAGUAACAAGAGACAAUAUGAUUUCCUUUGAAUGUAUCCUCAACUGUAUAUACUGCUGUUGUUGUUUGGCCCUAGGUCAAUUCCUAUUUUUUUAAGCUGUAAUUUGUGAUUUAAUAAACAUUUACCUGCUAUUUCUUUCAAGUCGAAUGACCAUG
Octopus bimaculoides (California two-spot octopus) is the source of this 521-nucleotide messenger RNA. Its product is annotated as cytoplasmic tyrosine-protein kinase BMX-like. The record is from RefSeq and is a predicted model, not a curated record. Lineage: Eukaryota; Metazoa; Mollusca; Cephalopoda; Octopoda; Octopodidae.